Messenger RNA from Arabis nemorensis, 687 nucleotides. NCBI's taxonomy places the organism in Eukaryota, Viridiplantae, Streptophyta, Magnoliopsida, Brassicales, Brassicaceae. The record is from the annotation of a GenBank genome assembly.
AUGCCUUCUGAUUUCAACGAAUCACGUCGGAUUCUCACGAGGCCACACGGCGGAGGAGCGGUGGCGAUGGCAAUUCCGGCGGAUCAACAAGAACAGCUUCCUUGUCCUCGAUGUGACUCAACCAACACAAAGUUCUGUUACUACAACAACUACAAUUUCUCACAGCCACGUCAUUUCUGCAAGUCUUGUCGCCGUUACUGGACUCACGGUGGUACUCUCCGUGACAUUCCCGUCGGUGGUGUUUCCCGGAAAAGCUCAAAACGCUCCCGGACUUACUCUUCCUCCGCCGCUGCUUCAACCGUCGUCGGAAGCCGGAAUUUUCCGUUACAAGCGACACCUGUUCUGUUCCCUCAGUCGUCUAACGGCGGUGGUAACACGGCGGCGAAAGGAGGCGCAUCGUCGCUCUACGGUGGUUUAACCUCUUUGCUCAGCUACAACGCCGCGGCGAGCAGAAACGGACCUGGUGGUGGGUUUAAUGGGCUUGACGGGUUUGGGCUUGGGCUUGGUCACGGUUCGUAUUUUGAUGACGUUAGAUUCGGGCAAGGGAUAACGGUCUGGCCGUUUUCAACUGGCGCUACUGAUGCUACAACAGCCGCUACAAGCCACGUGGCUCCGAUUCCCGCCACGUGGCAGUUCGAAGGUCCAGAGGGAAAAGUCGGGUUCGUGUCCGGAGACUACUUAGCGUGA